GUUUUUUUUAUAUCUCUAUUUUUUUUAGACAUUCUUUUUUCUUUUUGCUUGUUAUUCAAACCAUUUUUACACAUCGUUCUGUUUACUCCUAACUUGUCAAGUCAUAACCACCAAUCCUCGCUCUCCUUAAAAACUCGUUCAUAAUAAAACAAAAACCUUUUCACCGUUUUAUAACACUUCCCCCUUGUCCUUGCCUUUUUCCUAAAUGGCGCUCAAGUUCGAACUGGAACAAUGGCAAAACGCAUGCAAUGCCUUUGACAGCAAAGAUUAUGAUACUGCCGUAAAAGCAUUCAUUACCAUGGCCGACAAUGCCAAGAUGCAUUUCAAUAUUGGUCUCAUCUUUGCUACUGUAAACGACCAUGAACGUGCGCUGGCCGCCUACAGUCGAGCCAUCAGUAUGGAUCCGUAUUUCGCCGUAGCCUAUUUCCAGAAAGGAGUGUCGCAAUUUAUCUUGAAUAACAUGAAUGAAGCUAUGCAGGAUUUUGACAACGCUUAUCAGAAAUUGCGUGGCAACCAGAUCAUUAAUUACCAACAGUUGGGGCUGGCUUUCCGACUUUAUGCUUGCGAAGUGUUGUUCAAUCGAGGCAUCUGCCAAUUAUAUCUUGGCAAAAUCGAUGCCGGUUUAACCGAUCUAUACCAUGCACAAAAAGCCAAAAUGACCGAAGAACAUGAUGUCAUUGAUCAGGCGGUGCGUGAUCGAGGGAAAGGGUAUUCGGUGUAUUCCAUUCCUCCCGGCGUGCUCUAUCGACCACCGGAAAGCCGAUUACGUCAACUCCACGGCAUGGAUAUGUUUUCCAUGGUCGAUAAACUGGGCAUCAACAAAGCCAACAAACACGGCAUGUCCCCCAUGAAAUUAAACAACUCUGUAUUACUCUCCGAAUCACGCUUCAAUACAUCACCAUCACAACAACAGCAACAACAACCAUCGCAACCACCACAAGACCAUUUACAUCAUUCUUCAUCCGAUCAGUCCGUUCGAGGCCUCGCACGUUUUGCGGGUCCGUCAUCGCAAGCCAUGAGUCGCAUCGCGACCGACAGUGGAACGUAUAAAUCGUCGGGAUAUACCAGUCGACCCGCCACCCCUCCCACCCUUUACACAGAAGCUCCCAUCCCCGUGUCCUCCGUUUCCUCCCCGCUCUACGCACGGCAGCCCCAGCAUACAUCCGUACGAUCGCAAUAUAGUCCCACCAACGAACGACGAAGAAAGGAUUCCAAUGUCACCAUGUACACCACCGCCACCGACGAAUGGGCUGACAGUUCCCAACCAUCCACGGCAUCCACGGCCUCCUUCAGUUCCAGUUUCCGAUAUAAAUCCGAUGGACGACGUGUAGACAGCGGGUUUGAAUCCGCGCAUGAAGAAAGGUACUCAUCGUCUUCAUCCACCGGUCGCAAUUCCACCCGAAGUCAUAAAACUCGCGGCUACUCGCCUCCGCCCGUGCCUCCCAUUCCCCGCAGUCAGAGUGCGUAUGAUGAUUUUGAUACAUUGAGUUACGGUCAUUUCGAUCAAGCGUUGGAUGAAGUGUAUGGAUCAUUGGAAAGCAUGACCGUGCAGGAUCGAGAACGUGAACGGAUUCGAGGACGUUUGAAUAGUAACAAUCUCCAACAACCCGUGACGGAUCGUCGCGGAAGUGAACAAAGUGGCAACAGUGCCAAUUCAUUCAGACCCUUCACCCCGCAACCUUCGACGUCGGCAUCCACUACGGCUUCAGGAAAGGAAGGCGUCAUGGCCGGUCGAUUGAAAAUCAAGGUCCAUCAUACCGAUACGCGCAUUUUACUGGUACCAAGUACCAUCACAUUUGACGAUCUUUUAUUGCGCAUUCGCGAAAAAUUUAAAGCACCACCCACCAUGCGGCUCCAAUACAAAGACGAAGACGAUGAAAUGGUGCUUAUGAUUGACGACGAGGACCUUAAUAUGGCACGACAAAUCAAUCGACUGAGGAAUGGCAUGGAAAAGAUGGAGAUCUGGUGUGUAACAUAGUCAACUAUUUUUUUUUUAGAUCCGUUUCAUUUUUUUGGGAGAGUGGCGUUUGUUUUUUAUUAGCGUGAUUUUGGAUGUUAUCACGUUCGUAUUUUCUUUUUGUGCGAGUGUUUUUCCGAUUCCAAAAAAGAUACAAUACUAAGCCUAUGGUAAUUAAUCAAUACAGUACAUCAUCUUUUUUCUAAAAGAGAAAAAAAACAGCUAGGGCGGGAUCGUGCGUUAUGUAAUAUACCCUUUUCCCACUGGCUUUUCCCAUCACAUGAUAAAAAAG
Messenger RNA from Radiomyces spectabilis, 2249 nucleotides. RefSeq lists its product as uncharacterized. The transcript has 5 exons. The record is from RefSeq and is a predicted model, not a curated record. NCBI's taxonomy places the organism in Eukaryota, Fungi, Mucoromycota, Mucoromycetes, Mucorales, Radiomycetaceae. Bases 206 to 1978 code for a protein of 590 amino acids. Gene Ontology annotation, molecular function: protein binding.